AUGUCUCAAUUGGAUAGUCUCUUACAGUGGAUUAAGAAUACGGAAGAUGAAAAUUAUAAGCCUUCGACACACUCGUUUAUAUCGCCCAAAACGGUAGUGAAAGACGAUGGUGAAUGGGGUCGUGGGAUCUGUGCUGCUACCAAUGUACGAAACCGUGAACUCUUGAUGAGAAUACCUCCAUCCUUCCUUUUAAACUAUACUACGGUGCUCAAGCAUAUUUCGAAAUACAAUAGCCAAAUCAAGCUUCAAGGCUCGCAUUAUGCCCAAGUGUAUGUACCUCCGAGUAUACACAAUGAUGAGGACCAGUUUACGGAGAUCUACUCUAGAUUUGAGUUAGAAGAGUUAACUAACUGGUCAUCCUUUCAAUUACUUUCAUUUUUUAUAACAUUCGAAAUGCAGAGAUUGCAGGACUCUUUCUGGAAGCCGUUCCUCGAUAUGCUUCCGCCAGCUUCUGAUUUCGACCUCGUACCAUUAACCUGGCACGUUUUGAAGGUGCCCCAUCACCAGGACUUAAUAAACGCAUUGCCACCAUCCACCAAAGCCCACACUGACAAGGUCAUAAAAAGGUUUGAAACCGAUUACCGCGUUGUUAAAACAUGCUUGAAAGGUAAGACCGACAGCUGUACUGACGAUAUUCUACCAGUUCAGUCCUUCUUGUGGGCAUGGAUGUGUAUAAACUCUCGUUGCUUGUACAUGGACAUUCCCCAAAAGAAGAAUAACUCGGACAACUUCACCAUGGCACCAUACGUAGAUUUUUUGAAUCAUUCUUGCGAGGAUCAAUGUAGCUUGAAAAUUGACACCACUGGGUUUCAAGUUUACACUGGGCAAUCAUACACACCAGGAGAGCAAAUUUUCUUGAGUUAUGGUCCCCACUCAAAUGAAUUUUUGAUAUGUGAGUACGGAUUUAUGUUGAAUGAAAAUAGAUGGAAUGAUUUAAAUAUUACAGAACAGAUUACGAAGUUGUUAUCCCGCGUUCAAACUGAUUAUUUGAAAGAUUUGGAUUACUAUGGUGAUUACACCAUAAAUGUUGAGUCAGGGCCAUCUUUUAGAACUGAAGUGGCUUUGGCAACAUUACAAGAACCAAACCCUGGUACUUCUCGUAGAUUACAGGCUUUCGUGAAUGGAAUAACCGAUGGAUCUAGCUAUGACAGGCAUUCAGGAAUCUUGCUAGAUGAGAUCUUGCAACAGGUGAAAUACUCAUGCACCGAGUUGCCAGUAGACGAGGUAAACGAUGAUAAACUCACAAUACUCAGAAAGAAGGUGAUACAAAAGCUUUGGAAAGAUGCGAGCGACAUAAUGGAAGGCCAGUCAAAGUAA
Dujonia railenensis is the source of this 1317-nucleotide messenger RNA. Lineage: Eukaryota; Fungi; Ascomycota; Pichiomycetes; Serinales; Debaryomycetaceae. The record is from the annotation of a GenBank genome assembly.